UGGUGUUAGUCCCGCCCCCACUCCGCGAUAGCCCGGCCGGCUGCCCGGGAGCUACGGCCAUGACGGCGCGAGGGACCGCGAGCCGCUUCUUGACCAGUGUCUUGCACAACGGGCUGGGUCGUUACGUGCAGCAGCUGCAGCGUCUCAGCUUUAGCCUUAGCCGUGACGCGCCCUCGUCCCGCGGUGCCAGGGAGUUUGUGGAACGGGAGGUGACCGACUUCGCCCGCCGGAACCCGGGGGUCGUAAUAUACGUGAAUCCGCGGCCGUGCUGUGUGCCCAGAGUAGUGGCCGAGUACCUUAACGGGGCUGUGCGCGAGGAGAGCAUCCACUGCAAGUCGGUCGAGGAGAUCGCCGCACUGGUGCAGAAACUGGCGGACCAGUCGGGAUUGGACGUGAUCCGCAUCCGCAAGCCCUUCCACACGGACAGCCCUAGCAUCCAGGGCCAGUGGCACCCCUUCACCAACAAACCGACAACGUUGGGCGGCCUGCGCCCUCGAGAGGUUCAGGAUCCUGCUCCAGCCCAGGUGCAAGCACAAUGAAGAGUUGCCCCAUUAACUCCAAUUCCAGUCUUGAUUCUCAUCUCAGUAGAGGUGGUUCUUCCUCCUCGUUUGGUUCACAGGAGACACAUGGAACCCACCAAAAGGGAAGCUGAGGCAAAACUUUUGCUUGGGAUACAGAAGAGUUGCCUGUUUCUUUUUUUGGUGUUCACUGUGAGGGGCAGUGGCUGUGAGCCUUCUACUUUUUAUCUGGUUGACAUCUGUAAAAUCUGAGAGUGUUAAAGGAUUUUACUGGGUCCUUAUUUCUCAAAUCCAUAAUAGUGAUCUGAAAUCACAUUGAGAGGUUUCAAGGCUGGCAUCUGAAGAAUCUCUACGUCGUUUCUGCAUUCGUUGACCUAGAGAGAAGUAGCACCUUAUACUCUGCUGUGUAUACACUGGGCAAGGCCUUUUAUAUGUGUGUGAAUGUUUUGUGUACAGAUUAGAAAACUGAAGUUAAUAAACUUGCCAAGAUCACACUGUAA
This is a messenger RNA of Phacochoerus africanus (Common warthog), 1018 nucleotides long. RefSeq names its product mitochondrial ribosomal protein L43 (gene MRPL43). The record is from RefSeq and is a predicted model, not a curated record. Gene Ontology annotation, molecular function: structural constituent of ribosome. The transcript is spliced from 3 exons. Gene Ontology annotation, biological process: mitochondrial translation. Gene Ontology annotation, cellular component: mitochondrial large ribosomal subunit. Lineage: Eukaryota; Metazoa; Chordata; Mammalia; Artiodactyla; Suidae. Bases 60 to 539 code for a protein of 159 amino acids.